This is a messenger RNA of Coturnix japonica (Japanese quail), 11024 nucleotides long. The record is from RefSeq and is a predicted model, not a curated record. Lineage: Eukaryota; Metazoa; Chordata; Aves; Galliformes; Phasianidae.
AUUGUUUUCUUGCAAUCAUAGAAUCAUUAAGGUUGGAAAAGACCACUAAGAUCAUCUAAUCCAACCAUCAACCCUUCACCAACAUGUCCUCUAACCCAUGUCUCUCAGUGCCACAUCUGCAUGUUUCUUGAACACAGUGCUCAAACCAUUGAAAUGCCCACAUCUUCUAACAAAGCAAGGGGCAGGAGGAUAAGUGGAAGGACCAAGGAGAAUUCAUUUUUGCCCAUUUAUCUUUGCUGGGUUCUCAAACCAACCUCGGAUGAACCAGAAAUCGUUUCUUGCUGGGAUGGAUCCUGGAAUCCAUGCAGCUCUGCUGCUGGGUUGAUUAAUUCCUGCUCACAGAGCCUAAUCCAGGCUGUGCUCCAUGGGUGGGGGGUCAUUAGCUGUGUCUGUUUUAUCUGUCUUGGUGUAUAGGAACUGCAUCUGCUCUGUUUCUCUUGCUGGGCUUAAAUCUUUAGUGGCUUGGAGUUGCAAUGUGGAAAGAACUGCGUGGUCCUUUAGGUGCUUUAUUUUUAAUAUUAGUGUAUUCUUACCUUCAUUGUGGCUUCCAGUUUCACUGAAGGUAAGGGUGAGCAUCCACUCACCCUUCCACUCACUGGUCAUUAUCAGUUCAUUGGCAUCUUUGUAGCAUGAUAUCAGUAAGGUAUUGAAAGAAUGGUAGGCUUAUGUUAAAUAGAGUCACUUUCCCCUUUUUUGCCCCUUUUCUUUUCCCACUUGGCCCCCUCUUUCAGGUACAUUAUGGUACUUGCCUUCAAAGAUUGUAUUUAACACCACUGGUGUUUAAGGCUUCCCCCCCACCACCACUUCAAGGCAAGUAUUCUUCCAGGUAUGUGACUACAAACAAUGCAAGGGGAGCAAUCUCAGCAGAGAUCUGCACAUGAUGUUUGUUAUCUCUUUGAAGCUGCCUUUUUCUUAGGACUCUUUUGAUAUUUAGGCAUUUCCUCCCCUCUUUCCCUUUUCUGGUGCAUCUUUGCCAGGAUGACUAAAAGGCCGGUGACAAGCUAGUGUCAAAUUAGUGACCUCAGAAUUAUUUCCUUGGCAACGCGAAUGCGCGUUUGACAUCACAGCAUGAAGAAGCAGUUUAUAAUCUACAGCAAAACCAGCUUAAGGAGGGGUUUCUGUUUUUGUUUUCCACCAUUUAUCUCCUCACCUCUGGCUGUUGGUUCCUGCCCAUGUACUUUAGCUUGCAUCCUCUUCAGAGGUGCUGAUACAAGUGUUUGUGGGCUUUCCUCUGGGAAUGAAAUCACGGAAAUGGUCUGAGUCGACAGUCCUCUUCCAUUCUUUUCUGUCUUAUAGCAGUCACACCCUGCAAACUUUUGUUUUGGUUGCUAAAAGGGAAGCAAACCGUAGGCUUUCCCAGUAUGGGAAUGAGCAGCUGGGGAAAGAGGAAGAGCUUCUGGGAGGUGCUUACCCACCAUGCAGGAAUCACCAAACAACGUGCUGUUUGCACAAAUAGACUCGAGAGUUUCAGCUGUGAAGCUGGUCUCUUCUUCCCACUGUACCACGCAUUGAUGCAAAGCUCUUUAUUGCAUUAGCUGCGCAAAAAAUCUGUUGCUUCUGUAAAUGGUGUCGUCUUCGGCUGUUCUUUCUGCUUCCACAGUCAUUUCCAUCUUAAGAGGAGAGUAUCUUUCUUAAUUACGCUUGAUAUUGUGUAAGGAAGUCGUGUUUCAUCAUGUCAGAUUGUGGUCCAGGUUUUGUUCUGGCUGAGCUGGUACAAAUCUCACACAUCCUUGCCAACGUUGGUGCAGUGUCUUUAGUGGGGGAAGUCAGUUUGCAGCAAGUAGCGGGAGCAGAGUAUCAGUCACUGCAGAGAGGUUGUACCAGUGGAGCUGAACUAAUAGUGAGGACUCUCAGAGAGCCCAGACUUCCCUUAAGAGGGGUAUAUUUAUAUUAAAAGCCAACUCAAUGCUGCAACAGCACGUUUCCAAGAAAGCUGCCAUAUUGCGAGCGAAGAUGGACUGUGAAGGGGCUUUGUGGCAUAUACACAUUUGGUACAGGCUCCGCCAGCGGCUGUCGCCAGUUCCAAUAGUCCAUUUGUUUUUAGAUUUCUGAAGUUACAGCUUCUCCAGGGAGCAGCACGUAAAACAGGACGACCCGUAGAAAGCCAGAACUGCAGCCAAAAGACACCUCCUUUUUGUGUCUGCGUGUUGCAGCUGUCUAUCUCUUGGCAGCAGGCAGCGUGGUGUAGAAUGUGAUGUUUCAGCGCUGAAGCAUGAAAGAGCGAAUUAAGGAGUUCAGGACUUAAAAUGGUUUUCUUCUCCGGGGGAUUUCAGUCUUCAUCAUCGCUUAAUUAUUUGGAGGCUGUUUGCAGAGGUGUUUAUUUCUUUCAGUAAUUCUUUAUACUCAAAACAUGAGAAACUGAGACAGGUCACUAACUCUUUUCUCAGUUAUUCUACAGUUUAGUAAUCAGAUGAAUUAUAGUCAGUUGUAUUGAUACCCAGCUGGGAGGAAACCUGAAAAAGAGGAUGUGUGUAUUUCUUCAGGGGAAGAGAGGAGGAAAGAGGAGGCUGAAUGCUUUAUCAGUGAAACAGGCUUGUGUAUAAGCCAAAUGUUGUUUUGGUUUAGGAAUGUCAUCGCAGGUAAUAUCAUUUCAGUAGUGUUUAAACUGGUUCUGUACAAACUGGAUGGCAUCAUAAUGCCUUUAACCUCCCUUGGUGACAGAGGAGCCGUGACACUGGGAACACUUGUGUUCCAGGGUAUGAAGGUGUACAGCAGAAUGGCACAGGAGAGGUGAGAUGACCCACUGCAAGGUGUCCAGUGCUAGAGGGUGCUACUGAAGAAGAGGCUGAAGAGCCUGAUGCUACUAAACCUACUACACUAAGUGAGGAGACCAGCAAGCAAGAAGAGAGCCUCAGUCAAUCAGGGGAUAGCAAUGAAGAGAAGCAGCUGGAAACUUUAAACAGUUACAAGGUGACACCAAGUUCACCGAGCAGUUCGGACGGAGCAGAUUUGUCCUCCAUUGAUGCCAUGAUGUCAGCAGUAAUGAAUGUGGGGAAGAUAGCUGAAAAUGGGGGGACCUCUCAGACUGUCAAAUCUCCCUCGAAGUCUCCUGCACCAAAUCGGAUUGGUAGGAGGAAUCAGGAAACAAAAGAAGAGAAGUCUUCCUAUACCUGUCCUCUGUGUGAAAAGAUUUGCACUACACAGCAUCAGCUAACUAUGCACAUUCGUCAGCAUAACACUGACACUGGAGGGACAGACCAUUCCUGCAGCAUCUGUGGAAAGUCUCUGAGCUCAGCGAGCUCCCUUGAUCGCCACAUGCUGGUGCACUCAGGUGAAAGGCCUUAUAAAUGUUCAGUGUGUGGACAGUCCUUCACCACCAAUGGAAACAUGCACAGGCACAUGAAGAUUCACGAGAAGGAUCCAAACAGCACAGCAAGUACAACUCCCCCAUCUCCUCUGAAGCGCAAGCGAUUGUCUUCGAAGCGGAAGUUCAGUCACGAUGCUGAGAUGGACAGAGAGGAAAGGACACCUGCAAAAAAGGUUGUCGAGGAUGGUCAGUAUGGUGAAGGGGAUAGGAAAGAAGAUGACGCUUACCAUUGUCCUGUAUGUUUCAAAGACUUUUUUUGCAAGUAUGCGCUGGAGUCCCACAUGGAGACACAUCCAGAUAACUCACUGAGGUGUGACAUCUGUUGUAUUACCUUUCGUACUCAUCGGGGCUUACUGCGCCAUAAUGCAGUUAUCCAUAAGCAGCUUCCCAGAGAUCCCACUGGAAAGCCUUUCAUUCAGAACAACCCUUCAAUUCCAGCAGGCUUCCACGACUUGGGAUUCACAGACUUCUCCUGUAGGAAGUUCCCCCGCAUUUCUCAGGUCUGGUGUGAAACAAAUUUGCGAAGGUGCAUCAGUGAAUUCCAUCGGUUUAUUUGCGAGACGUGUAACAAGGCAUUCCCCAUGCUUUUGGCGCUUAAACUGCACACAGAAACUCACGUGAUGGAUCAGGGAAGAGACAAGCACAAGCUACAGUCCGCGUCCCUACCCAGUGAGAACCCAGACCAGAAAGCCUUCAUGGCAUCCUUGGGCCUACAGUACACCAAAGACAUCAAACCUGUCAAGCAGGAAGACGAUACACAAGACGAGGUCCAAGAAUUGCGGCUCAGAGCACUGAAGAGUAACCUACCUCAGGAACCUGGCAGCACUGGCCUGCUCAGCCUCUCUCCUCUGGAAGCUGCCACUAUGGGAGGGUCAUUUUCAGUCCUCCCACCUACAAAGGAGAAUAUAAAGCUCCUCUCGCUGCAGCCUUUCCAGAAGGGUUUUAUCAUCCAGCCUGACAGCAGUAUUGUGGUAAAACCCAUCUCCAAUGAAUCUGCAAUUGAGCUGGCAGACAUUCAGCAGAUCUUGAAGAUGGCUUCUUCCGCUCCUCCUCAAAUCAGUCUUCCUCCACUUUCUAAGGCACCUUCUGUCCCUGUGCAGUCCAUUUUCAAGCAUAUGCCACCACUGAAGCCAAAGCCUUUGGUAACGCCCCGAACAGUUGUUGCAACUUCUACACCUCCUCCUCUUAUCAGUGCCCAGCAAGCCUCCCCCGGCUGCAUUAGCCCAAGCCUCCCACCACCUCCUCUGAGGCUGAUCAAGAACUCGGUGGAGACCUCCUCCAACUCUCACCUCUCCCAGCCAGGAGCCAAAUCAAGUCCUUCCUCACAGUUGCUCCUCCAGCCCAAAGUAGAGCCUUUAACUCAGCACGAGAUGAAGACACAACUGGAGCAGGACAGCAUUAUUGAAGCUCUCCUGCCUCUGAAUAUGGAAGCCAAGAUCAAGCAAGAGGUGACAGAAGGGGACCUCAAAGCCAUCAUUGCGGGGGCAGCAAACAAGAAAGCCCCAACAAUGAGGAAAGUCUUGUACCCCUGUCGUUUCUGUGACCAGGUGUUUGCCUUCUCUGGUGUACUGAGAGCUCAUAUCCGUUCUCACUUGGGUAUUUCCCCAUACCAGUGCAACAUCUGUGACUACAUUGCAGCUGACAAGGCGGCGCUGAUCCGACACCUGCGGACGCACAGUGGGGAGAGGCCUUACAUCUGUAAAAUCUGCCACUACCCUUUCACAGUUAAAGCCAACUGCGAGAGGCAUCUGCGAAAGAAGCACCUCAAAGUGACCAGAAAGGAUAUAGAGAAGAACAUUGAGUACGUCACCAGCAAUGCUGCAGAGAUGGUGGAUGCCUUCUGUUCCCCAGACACUGUGUGCAAGUUGUGUGGCGAGGAUCUAAAGCAUUACCGGGCCCUCCGCAUCCACAUGAGGACGCACAGUGGCUGCCAGAAGAAGAAGCCAUUUGAGUGCAAGGAGUGUGGCACAGCCUUUUCAGCCAAGAGGAACUGCAUUCACCAUAUCCUGAAGCAGCAUUUACACGUGCAGGAAAGGGAGAUUGAGAAUUACAUCUUGGUGGUGGACUGCAGUGCUCAGGAGAGCCACACAGAUGCUCCUUUAUUGGACGACAGCACUUAUAUGGACUGCAAGCCCAUCACUCCUUUCCUAGAGCCACAAAACGGCUUCUUGCUUGGGACACCAUCUCAUGUUCCCAUCAAACUUGAACCUACGGGCAACUUCCCGAUGGAUUUUGAUGAGCCAUUGGAUUUCUCUCAGAAGAGCAAAAACCUGAGUGCUGUGCAAGUGAAGCAGGAGAACCUGCUUGUCUCUUCUCCCCUGUCUUUCUACGACUGUUCCAUGGAGCCCAUUGACCUGUCCAUCCCCAAAGUCCUGAAGAGGGAUAAUGAUAUCCCGGGUGAGGCCAGGAAUCAAGAUCUGGCUUCUUCUGUGAUCAUUGAUAAUGCCUAUAACUGUCAGCAGUGUCCUCUGGGCUUUGGUGCCAAUGGGAACUCAGAGAAAAACAGGGCUGUCGCACAUCCCCAGCCACUGAAGGGUUCGUUGCAUUUGACUGUCCCAAUCAUUUCCCCAGCUCUCCUUGGCAAUUCUGCCUUGCUGAGACCCUUGAGGCCUAAACCACCACCGCAACCUCUCUUGCCAAAGCCUCCAGUAACUAAAGAGCUGCCGCCACUGGCUUCCAUUGCACAGAUCAUUUCAUCUGUGUCUUCUGCUCCUGCUUUGCUGAAAACAGAGGCUGCAGAUGCCAGUCCCAAGGCAGUGAGCAGCUCCACUGGGUGUGACAAAUCAGGGAAUGCCAAAGCAAAAAUGACAAUCGUGACCGCCAUUCAGAGAGACACCAGCCUUCCCAGUGACCUGACUCAGGCCUGUGACCCCGAGCCGUCUCCCGUUGCUGAAACUGGGUUGACUAAGAAAAGAGGUAGAAAGAAAGGAACAAAAAACAAGCCUAAACUGAGCAGUGGUGUGGAUCUGGAGUCAAGCGGGGAGUUUGCCAGCAUAGAGAAGAUGCUGGCUACCACAGACACUAAUAAAUUUAGCCCGUUUCUACAGUCCACUGACAGUUUCAAGGAAGAAAGCGGCCAAAACGGAACAAGUGAGGAUGAAAAGGAAACUGCUGAAGAUAAGCUGCUGAGAGGGAAGAAGAACACUUACUCAGACUGCCCACAAAAAAUCUCCUGUCCUUACUGUCCUCGAGUCUUUUCCUGGGCAAGUUCCCUACAGCGGCACGUGCUAACUCACACAGACAGUCAGGCUGAUGCAGAGGCACCUGCUACAGGGGGUGAAGUCUUGGACCUGACAUCCUGUGAGAAGGAGCAGCCAGAGGAAGUCAGCGAGCUACCGAGGAGUGAGUGCAGCCCCAAGGAGGAGCAAAAGGCUGACACCCCUCCAGCAGAAGAGGAUGCCGAAGAAAAAGCAGAUGAAUAUGAAGAGGGCCCUGAGGAAGAUUCUGUAAGUAACAAAAGUCUUGACCUCAAUUUUGCCAGCAAAUUAAUGGACUUCAAGCUGGCAGAGAGUGACCAGAGCGCAGGCAGCAGUUCUCAGACUGAAAGGAAACAUGCCUGUGAUGUUUGUGGCAAAACCUUCAAGUUUGCUGGCACUCUUAGCCGUCACAAAAAGGCCCACAUUCGUGAGGACAGAAAAGAUGAAAGGAGCAGUGAGGAUGAAAGCAAAAGCAUCCAGGAUGAUGCAGGAGCUCCCUCGAUGCAGGACUCUGGUCUUGAGCAGGAAGAGUCUCCGAUGGACUUGAAGGUAGUGGAGUCUCCUCUGGACUGUGAGGCAACAGGAAAGGAGAAUGAAGAGAGCGAAAGCGUCUCUGAGGGGGAAGGCACAGAGAGAAAGUCCACUGAGAAGAGCAGUGAUGACAAAAUACCAAAGACUGAUGAGGCUAAGAGUACUGCAAAAGCAGACAAAAGAAAGAAAGUCUGUACUGUGUGCAACAAGCGUUUCUGGUCUCUGCAAGAUUUGACACGACAUAUGCGGUCUCAUACAGGCGAGAGACCGUACAAGUGUCAAACCUGUGAACGGACCUUCACUCUGAAGCACAGCCUGGUUCGUCACCAGCGCAUACACCAGAAAGUCAAAAAUACUCGAAACCACGGGAAGGAGAGCGACAAGGAAGAGACCCAGUCCAGGUGCGGGGAAGACAGCGAAAAUGAGUCUAGCCACAGUGGCACCAACCCCAUCUCAGAAAACGAGUGCGACUUUGUGGGGGUUGUUGGCAGCCACCCAUCUGGCACCAGAAGCCAAAAGGAGUCCCCGGUCAGCGUGGCCAAGGACUUGCCCUGCGAAGAGGAGAGGCCAAGCGGGCAAGGAGCUGGUGCCAGCCUCGUGGAGCCCGCCAAGAACGUGCAGAAGCAUCCCGCAAAAGACCAGGAGCCUCGGGGUAGCUCCGAGCUAGAGAGACCAUCAGGUUUCAUUCAAGACUUGCUGGAGAUGCACAACAAAAAGUCUCCCAUGAAUCACAUUCUUGCCUCUGCAGACAGCACGCCUCAGCUCUUGGGGGUAGAAUGACUUGCGAGGAGGCUGGGCCCAUCCCAGCACACAAACUGAAGCCAGCAGAGCAAGGUUUCCAGGGUCUCGUUUCAGAAGAGUGACCUACAGCUGUGGGGAGAGUAUGGCAGACUGGAUGCAGUGCCAUAUGCCUUUCAGUAUAAUAAUGCAAGAGACUACAGUAUAUACUGAUUUGAGUGCCUUACUACUUUAUUAGAUCUUUUGGUAUCAUAGAUUUUUUUUUUUUCAAAAAUGAUUUUUUUUUUUUUUAAUAUUUUAAUGAAUUAUUUGGAGAGGACCUUUUUCAUUUAAGCAUUAAUGUUACCUUUUGUAUUGGUGUGUGUGAGCUUGGUCUUGUAUAUCUGAUAGUCUCUGUGUUUGUUCUCUGAGCUGGAAACGGGGCAGUGGGGUGGGAGGCCCUUGGAUACCACAGCCAAUAACUGGAAGCAAUUUAUGUGAAUUUCAUACGGAACAGUCAGAGGAAACGCAGACGAGAUGUCAAUCGUUUUCUCGGUAGAUGUUCUCGCAUUUGCCACACGGUGGAGCAUUAAGCCUGUUCUAGGCAUUAGCAGCGUGGCAGCCGAAGGUGUUCAAAGUGGUUGGAGGCAAAAGCAGGAAGCGCAAAGAAUUUCAUUCAACCUCAUACUUGUUUCCACUUUUCAGCGUUAGAAAUGGUGUUCUAGAUACUAGGGUUUUUCUUCUAGCCGUCGUGGACUGAGUUCGUAUACAGAGAAGAGUUACAAAGCAACGUAACCUAUGAAAAUUACGCACCCGCUGUUAUAUAUGUUUGAUUUGCUUCAGUAUAUUAUUAUUAUUAUUUUAUAAUUAUUUUAUAAAUUCAUCAGUUUGCUUGUCUCUGCAGUCAGCAGAAACCAAUGGGCAAUAUUUGCCCACGCAGACGUGUAACGCAGCUUGGAUCCCCUCUUUUACAUGUUUUGACUUCAAGCUUUCACCAACUCCACCUCCUAUGUUGCAGCUCUUCUACUGUACUUUAAUCAAAACCCUUCCUCUGACCGGAGCGAGGUGACUCAGUCUUCCAGUCGAAAGCGCGAGCAAGAGAGAAAUGCGAGCCUUACCGUCAUCUUGCUACUUACCGUCAUGUUCUGGAGCAAGAAAAUACUACUGGUGAUAAAACUUACGGAUAUAAGACAUGUUAAAAAUAAAUUAAGUAAUUAAAUUAAAAAAGAAAAAAAAACAAAAAAAAAAGGAAAAAAACAAAAAACAAAACACACACAAAAAAAAUAUAUAGAGAGAAAUUCUUCCUGAGAUUUUGGGGUUGAUGCUUGAAGACUUGAGGUGUGCGUCUAAAUUUCAUAUCAGUAAUUUAACCCCUUUAAUGCUGGGAGCUGGAAUUUCUCCGGAUGGCUCCUGUUGCCGGCAACAGGUGCGGCUCCAGCCGCCAAUGUUGAAGGGGUUAAACGAAAUGUCUCCUACUGUAGCUGCGCGCUUUUAGGAGCGGGUGGCAUUUUUGUUGUUGUUGUUCUUGUUGUUGUUGUUUGUUAAUUGUCCUUCAGUCAUGACCUCUGGGACAGACAGAGCCAUAAUAGCGAUGCCGGAGCCUCACUGUGCUAUGCCACCACUCAGCCCCAAACCCGCACUGUGAUCUCCCCGCCCCGCAGAUCCGCUUUUCCCGCUUUCAUCAGACAUGGAGGACGUGGGCCUCGGACCCAUGCUAUAUUAUAUAAUAUAUAUCUAUAUAUAGCUAUAUCUAUAUUAAAAAAAAAUUCUCCGAAAGUUUCUGGAGACUGAAAUGUAACUGUCUGGAAUUCAAAGGAAGAGAAACUUUCUUAAGUAAUAUUCUUGCAGAUAGAAUAAGAAGAGAAUGGUUGAGGUAUAUGUGAUUUUUAUUUUUCGCUUUGUCGUUUGUUGUUGUGUUAUUUUUUUGUUAAGUAGGGAUGUUUGAACCAGUUCAGAAACGAAGCUAACGCCAGAGAGAGUCACUCAGAACCAAUGAUUCACUAAAUUCACUACCCAGGUGCAUUCUACUUAAUUAAAACCAGUUCACACAUCCCUUAAAUCGUUAUUACUAUUAUAAUUAUAAUAAUAAUUAUUAUUAUUAUUUGGGGUAUUUUUUUGUUGUUCUUGUUGUUUGUUGGGAUUUAUUUUUAUUUUUGUUUUUUGGGUUUUUUUUUUUUUUUUUUUUGUAAUUUGUUUUUUUGUUUCUGCAACUCUCCACACUAAACCGCGCAAUACUGUGGGGGAGAAGCCAUUACUAAACUAUAUGCUGCAGAAUGAUGUAGCACGUAAUGAAUUCCCAGCAGCCUGCCGGGACAUCUGCUAGCAAUAAUCACUAUUGAGUUAAAGCUUUAUUUAGCCUUUAUCUGUAUCCUAGUAGAGUAUAAGGUCUUGCCACAUCUUAUUGACAUUUUUAUUAGUUGAGUUUGACUGAAAACCGUUGCCGUUGUUGGGUUAUUUUUUUUUUGUUGUUGUUGUCGUUGUUUUCCCUCCUCCCCCCCAAUAUUAAACUGUGAAAUUUAUAAUGUGUUUAAACUAUGGGUGAAUCUUAGGCUUUAGGUUGCAUGUUCAGCUCAUUUGUCUCUAUACGAUUUUUGUUUGGAUCUUUUUUUUUAUUUUUUAGUUGUUCGGGGUUUUUUGUUUUGUUUUUUUUUCCUCUCUCAGGGCUUUUACAAACAAACAAACAAAACAAACAGAAAAGGAUCUUCUGAAAUUCUUUUUGCCUGAGUUGCAAUGGACUUCUAACGCGGAGAUGAUUCAAUCACUACAUUGAGCACUUGACUGUGAAAGCGCUAAAGGAAAUAAGGAAAAAAAAAAAAAGAAAAAAAAAGAAAAAACAUUAAAAAUAUAUAUAUAAUAAUAAUUAAAAGCAAAAAAGCCAACAAACCCCACCUUGUUGGAGGCAAUUCUGAAACAACUCUUCGGGGCUGUACGUGAGACUGAUUCUAUUUUCAGAAUGAUUCGCAGUUUUCUCUCUCCUCUGUGUGUCUCCUUUCUCUCUUCUCUCCCCACAAAGGAAGGUUAAUCCUAGUGAUUUCAUCCCACGCAGGAAACAGUAAUAAAUAUGUAGAAUUCAUAUUUUUCUAAAGGGAACUUAAACUGCUGCUACGAAUUGUGUACAAGACUGGUUUAUGCCACAUGAACAGAGAAUCACACGUUUGUUUUGGUACUUUUAUUCCUCUUUUUAUUCAGUUGUACAGUACUUCCAAAUUCAAAAUAAAAGUUGUUCUGUAUCAAACCAUCUAAGCAAUAAAAUGUUAUAUUUAAAAAUUAGA